AUGCCGUUCUCCUGUGAGCAGCGGGCGAGCUACAUCACGGAGGGAAUUCACUGCGUCAAAGCUUUCCUCCAAUGUUGCUUCUUCCAAAGAAACCAAACCUUCAUCCUGGAAGGUGGUCUGGAACGAAGCAGCGGCAUGGGAGCCACCUACGAUGUGUCAAAUCGUGAGGACAGCGAUGCUCUUCGCGGUGGGGACGGCGGUGAUUAUGAUGAUGAUGAGGAAGAGGUAGACGAAAAUGACAUCCAACUGCGUCACAAGUUCAAAGACACGUGGCUUUGGGGGGAUGUUGAGUUGCCUGCGAUAGCCGACCAUGAUGGAACAGCCACUGCACUGUUUAAUCCAGAGGCACUACCAGACACCAUUACCCAGUGGUCUGUCCUCGCUGUGAGCUCCUCAAAGAAAACUGGAGUUUGUGUGGCUGAGCCGUGGACGUUUGAUGUGAAGACUAAAUUCUUCGUGGAUCUGAAGUUGCCAUUUUCUGUCGCAAGAAACGAGCAGGUGGAAAUUAAAGCAGUGGUGUACAACUUUAUGGAUGAGGAAUUGGAUGUGACUGUGGUUUUGGAUAAGACAAUAAAUAUGUGCAGCAGGGCCUUCAAUAAAAAGUACACACAGAAGGUGAACGUGAUGUCCAUGGGAUCCACGGUCGUGCCCUUCACCAUCGUGCCUCUGAUAGCGGGAGAAUUACCAAUUGUUGUCUCAGCUUAUGUCAUGAACAUGGGCAGAGAUCGUAUCCAGAAGAAUCUUAAUGUUGUGGUCGAGGGAGUGCAGAAGACUGAGAAAAUAUCCAUCCCCUUAAACCCUGCUGGAGGUAAGCAGGUCAUUCAGACGAGUAAACCGGAGCUGAAGGGAGUGGUGCUCAAGUCUCAGCCAGUAACAAAGAUCAAGUUGACAGGAAACAUAUUGUCCGAAACCAUUGAGAACGCCAUCCAUGACGACCCUCUGAAUAGUUUGAUAAAAAUGCCCAGUGGUUGUGUAGAGCAGAACUUGGCAGCUGUCACUUUCCCUCUCAUUUCCUCUCUUUAUCUGGAUCAAACCAACGGCUGGGAAUCAGUAGGGGUGCAGCGCAAGGUGGAUGCUGACCAAUACAUAAUGACAGGAUUUGGAAAUCAGUUGGCGUUCAGACGUGCUGAUGGUUCCUACCCCCCAUACCUUGGAAUCGGCCCAAGCAUAUGGGUCACAGCGUACGUGUUGAAGAUCUUCACCAUGACGUUCUCCAUGUUCUCGAACAGAGGUCGACAAAUGGACAAAACAUACUCCGAUGAAAUCUGCCUUACACUGAAAUUCCUGGUCAAAGCUCAGUCUCUAGACGGCAGCUUCACUGAGACCUUCUUAGUAAAAAAUUCAGGCAUGUCGGGAGGCCUCCAAGGCGCUGAUUCUAAAGCUACACUAUCUGCGUUCGUCGCUAUUGCUCUGGCGGAGGUCAAAGAAGCAAACCUCGACUGUGAUCACAUGGGAAUCAUUACACAGCAAGCGUAUGACAGAGUAUUUCCAUACUUGAAAUGGGUGCCGAGCACCAGGCCAUACACCACGGCCAUCGUUUCUUACGCUCUGUCUUUGCUCCCGGGCGGAACGUACGACCCGACCAAAAGGUUGCUGAAUGCAUCUUCAGAUGGAACUUUCUGGCCUGAUGCAACCGCAAAGAUAGAGGCCACUGGGUACGCUCUUCUUGCUCUGGUGAAAAUGGGACGUCUAGCAGAAGCUAAAAAACCGUUCGAAUACCUGCGUGACCACAGAUAUAUUGGCGGUCAUUCUGGAAACACUCAGUCUACGAUGGUGGUGCUGCAGGCUCUGGCCGCGUACCUCGUGGCGCAGCCUCCUCCCGUCGACCACUUCCUGAAGGUUUCUCUCCAAAUCAUCGAUGCACAGAGGUCGAGGAGAGAGUCCCUCAGCUUCAACUCUCAGAGCAGCUACCAGAUGCGAUCAUACGAUUUGUCAAUAAAUGGAGACUUUAUGGUGGAAGCUGAGGGAAACGGCGAAGGCACAUUAGAGAUUGUGACAUUUUACAACCAGAUUCCAGAAGAAGACACCAAAAGCUGUAAAGCGUUCGACUUCCAGGUCACUAUUGAAAGGGCCGAAGACUUUGAAAAUAGGCUUCAACCUGGAAUCAUCAGUGUCUUUGAUUUCACUAUCGAGCUCAAGGCUCAGGGGGCGGAGUCUGCUUACUCUGUGGUUCUGGACAUCACUCUGCCCACCGGCUUCACGGCUCAAAUCAGCGAUCUGAAAAAUCUGUUGAAUUCUGUGGAGAAUUACAUCUCCCACUACUACUUCGACGACAAGCUGAGCGACAGGAGCUCCCUGAUCAUCCACAUGUACAAGGUUUCCAACAUUAAGUCUCAGAUGGUGACCUUCAGACUGUUGCAGCAGUUUAACGUGGGUCUUUUCCAGCCCUCGUUCGUCACGGUCUAUGAGUAUUACAAAGAAGGAGGUCAGCGCUGCACCAGACGGUACGCUCCUCCAGAACAAGUGAAGCUCACAACCAUCUGCAACGAAGGCGAAUGCGUCUGUACACAGGGGGAUUGCUUUUAUAUCAGGACAGACUCACACGUCACUGGAGACAAACCGAGAGAGACUUUUGCCUGCUCCACCCUACACCACGUUUUUAAGGUGAAAGUGAGAAACAUCACCAGAGAUUUGCAGUUCAGAUACGAGAUGGAGAUCACAAACGUCUUCAAGUUGGGUACCGAAGCAGGAGUUAUGGACUGCGAAAUCAGGUAUUUCCUCACUGAUCCGGCCUGCGGGGACAAGGUGGUGCUUCAGAAGGACUCUGAAUACCUCAUCAUGGGCCCCGAGAGAGACAAAUGGAACGCAGACCCGGCCACCAAAAAGAUCAUGUAUGUUUUGACUAAAGACACGUGGGUGGAGCGAUGGCCGACGGAGGCAGAAUGCGCUCAGCCCGAGUUCAAAGCCACCCAUGCCCUCACUGCCCCAAACAAAGAUGGCGGCAGGUUGUUCGAAGGUCCCACAGCCAAGAUGUCGGCUUCGUGCGUCUCCUCCAUGUGUGCCCGGACUAUCCGAGCGAGCAGUGGAUUCCUGCGGUUUCGGAGCAGCGCCGCGGGGGACACGGUGCGGGGACUGUCCACGGAGCGGCCGGUGACCGGCGGAGACACGGGGGCCACGGGGGCGAUGGGAGGACUGGCCCAGUCGAUCCUCCAGGAGAGACUCCAGCAGCAGAGCCAGCCGCCACCAGGGGGAGACGGUGAGCAGGAGCAGAAGGAGGAGAAGAAGCAGAAGGAGAACACGGCUUAUGCCAAGAAGAUGGUGCUGCGUCUGGCCGGACUCAUGGGCCUCGGAGGCGCCGCCGGAAUGGUCUACGUCUUUGGCUCCAACUCUGUGGACGAACAGGGAAACCAGAUCCCAGACGAGUUUGAUUCCGAGCCUCCAGUCAUUCAGCAGCUGAAGCGGACGGCGAAAUACUUCCAGGACUACAGACAGAUGAUCAUCGAGCCCACGAGCCCGAAGCUUCUCCCAGACCCUCUGAGGGAACCGUACUACCAACCUCCCUACACCCUCGUCCUGGAACUCACAGAUGUACUGCUGCAUCCGGAGUGGUCGCUGGCAACGGGAUGGAGGUUUAAGAAGCGUCCGGGAAUCGAUUACCUGUUCCAGCAGCUCGCGCCACUUUACGAAAUUGUCAUUUUCACUGCAGAGACCGGAAUGACGGCGUAUCCUCUGAUCGACAGCAUCGACCCUCAAGGCUUUGUCAUGUAUCGUCUUUUCAGAGACGCCACUCACUACAUGGAAGGACACCAUGUCAAGGACGUGUCGUGCCUGAACCGCGACACCAGUAAAGUGAUCGUGGUGGACUGUAAACGCGAGGCCUUCAGUCUGCAGCCUUUCAACGGCAUGGCCCUGAAGAAGUGGGACGGCAACUCGGACGACCGCACGCUCUACGACCUCGCCAACUUCCUCAAGACCAUCGCUCUGAGUGGAGUGGAGGACGUGAGGUCGGUGCUGGAGAACUACGCCCUGGAGGAAGACCCCAUCGAGGCCUUCAAGCAGCGACAAGCUCAACUCGCUCAGGAGGAGGAGCAGCGUCUCGCCGAAAUCUCGCAGCAGAAAAAGGCGGGUCUGUCCCUGGGCUCCAUCACGUCCCGGUUCUGGCGGUCCAAACAGCAGUGA
Messenger RNA from Knipowitschia caucasica, 4119 nucleotides. The record is from the annotation of a GenBank genome assembly. NCBI's taxonomy places the organism in Eukaryota, Metazoa, Chordata, Actinopteri, Gobiiformes, Gobiidae.